AUGGGUGUAUUGGGUAGCAGAGAGGAGGCAGAGGGCAGUGCAUGUCGAGUGCAGCAAACAGGUGGAGAGCAACCGUGGCAAGCAGUGAGGCACAGUGGGGAAGGCAGUGGGGAGCGUGAUGGGGAAGGGGGGCAGCGAGCAGGUGGUGUGGGAAGUGUGAGGGGGAAGGAGCAGGUGGCAGUGCGAGAAGGGAGGUGGCAUAGAGUGGUGGUGGAGGAGAGGGCAUCAGAGGAUGUGUAUGGGGAGUGUGAGGGCGCUCAGGAUGAUGGUGAUGAUGGGGGCGAUGAUUUCAACACCGACUGGGAUGAAUAG
Molecule: messenger RNA, 312 nt
Organism: Closterium sp. Yama58-4
Lineage: Eukaryota; Viridiplantae; Streptophyta; Zygnematophyceae; Desmidiales; Closteriaceae
Source: the annotation of a GenBank genome assembly